Penicillium manginii is the source of this 342-nucleotide messenger RNA. RefSeq lists its product as uncharacterized. The transcript is spliced from 4 exons. NCBI's taxonomy places the organism in Eukaryota, Fungi, Ascomycota, Eurotiomycetes, Eurotiales, Aspergillaceae. Bases 1 to 342 code for a protein of 113 amino acids. The record is from RefSeq and is a predicted model, not a curated record.
AUGAAUACCGCGACAGCAAAUUGGAUUUCAUAUGGAGAUGUGAUAAAUAAAUGGCGCUUUUUUAUAGGUCUGAAUCCUCUUUCUUCAACGGAAGGACCUAGCUUGGCCGAGGCUCUGAAAGUCCCCUUCACUUACUGCUGGUCGCCUGCACUGGCGCCAAAGCCACAGGACUGGCCAUCUCAUAUCGAUGUAGUUAUUGAACUGGCAGGAUUCUUGAAAUCCGGACCACCACCGAUCUAUAUUGGUUUUGGUAGUAUUGUGAUCGACGAUUCCCAAACCCUCAUCAAUACAGUACUAAAUGCGGUCUCACUUACGGGAGUUCGAGCCGUUGUAUCGAGUUGA